CGUGCUCUCCCAAGGCCAUGAUGCCUUCCGACACUGAUUUCAAAGGCAAUCCGACAACGGAGUUGGAUUUAUACUCCACUUGGGCGCUUCUUCUCGACGACUUCUACGCUGCCCAUUCGUGCUCUGCCUCUCUUCUUUAUAGAAUUUGGUGCACAAGUUAAAGGAACCAUUUACUCUCCAUUUUAAAACUACCACCUCACGUGCCUUUGCCAUUCUACUACCAAAUUCACUCUUAAUCACCAUGUCAUCGCCAGUACCGUACGAAGAGCCGUACGAGGACUCGCCCACCAUCAACACCACAGAGUCAGGAUAUGCCUCAGGCAACUCUAGCCAAGACAGUCUUCCAGAAGUCUACUUCAGUAGACCACAUCUGAAGUUUCUCAACUCACAAUUGCAAAAGCUCGAGCCACAGGAUAUUCUUCGUUGGUGCAUCACGUCACUUCCUGGGCUCUAUCAAACAACAGCCUUUGGGUUGACCGGCCUUGCCACCUUGGACAUCUUGUCAAAACUCUCUGGACCGAUUAAGCCUAAUGUCGACCUCAUCUUCAUCGACACUUUGCAUCACUUCGACGAGACACUUUCUCUAGUUGACCGCGUUCGGAGACGCUAUGGUACCACCAUCCACAUCUACAAACCUGCUGGUACAGACACUGCCGCUGAGUUCUCUACAAAGCACGGCAACAAGCUCUGGGAGACCAAUGAAGAGCUUUAUGACUACGUUGUCAAACAUGAGCCUGCGCAACGUGCCUAUUCCGAGCUCCAAGUCAAAGCCGUGUUAACGGGCCGCCGUAGGAGCCAAGGUGGAAAGCGCGGAGAUCUUGAUAUUAUCGAAAUUGAUGACAACGGCCUCAUCAAGAUCAAUCCGCUGGCGAACUGGUCAUUUGCGCAAGUGCAAGAAUACAUCCAUGCAAACAAUGUUCCAUUUAACGAUUUGCUCAACAACGGCUACAAGAGUGUAGGCGACUGGCACUCGACUCAGCCCGUUUCCCAAGGAGAGGACGAGCGAUCCGGGCGCUGGAAAGGGCGCGCCAAGACCGAGUGUGGUAUCCACAAUCCCAAAUCAAGAUACGCCCUAUUCCUUCGCCAGCAAGCAAUGAAGCAGCAGGAAGAGGAACUGAGCCAAGCCCUGCAGAAGGUGGCACUGGAUGCAUGAGCGGAUGUCGUGCUAUGGAGGCGUUCUGAGUGGUGAUUUCUAGCAUUUUAGCAUUGGCGUUCAGGUCACAUCGAGCAGUUCAAGAAAGCGUGAGCAUUACUCCCCCGGCAAACGCUGUACAUGUGCAUAUACGCACAUGCAGUGUUCUCCCGGGGUAGAGAUACAGAAGAAUGGGUAAAUAAACCCAAUAUGCAAG
Lindgomyces ingoldianus is the source of this 1349-nucleotide messenger RNA. RefSeq names its product Phosphoadenosine phosphosulfate reductase thioredoxin. The transcript has 2 exons. The coding region runs from base 242 to 1153 and encodes 303 amino acids. Gene Ontology annotation, molecular function: phosphoadenylyl-sulfate reductase (thioredoxin) activity. NCBI's taxonomy places the organism in Eukaryota, Fungi, Ascomycota, Dothideomycetes, Pleosporales, Lindgomycetaceae. The record is from RefSeq and is a predicted model, not a curated record. Gene Ontology annotation, cellular component: cytoplasm.